Molecule: messenger RNA, 3086 nt
Organism: Haliotis rufescens (red abalone)
Lineage: Eukaryota; Metazoa; Mollusca; Gastropoda; Lepetellida; Haliotidae
Product: ankyrin repeat and KH domain-containing protein 1-like
Exons: 6
Coding region: 22-1617 (531 amino acids)
Molecular function (GO): protein binding
Source: RefSeq, a predicted model, not a curated record
UCGCGGUGAGGAGCUUGGGAUAUGACACACAGACCUGGUGAUGCUGACUCACCUCACCUGGCCAGACGCAUGACGAAAGAACAGUCUACAUAUUCAGACAUGUUGAUGUGUCACGUACUACUAAUCAUGCUGGUAUGGAAUGUCAGAGCUGACCAAAACUGUCCAUGGGGCAAAUAUGGAGAUGGAUGUGACAAAAACUGCUCUGAUCACUGUAGGAUAUCACCUGAUCUUGGCAUUAUUCACUGUGACAGGACCAGUGGAAGAUGUUCUGAAGGAUGCAUUCCAGGCUGGUAUGAUGAUACAUGCAAUAAAGAAUGCAGCAAGAACUGUAUCAACUACACCUGCAAUCACCAAGAUGGAGUGUGUACAAGAGGCUGUAAAGAUGGCGAAAAGGGGAACUUUUGUGAAAUUUCAGGGGAAGAACAUGAAACCAAGGGGAAUGACAACACAACACCUCUAUGGAAGAUAUUCGUCCCUGUUAUUGUCUUCAUUUUUGUGUUGCUGGUCUUCAUGGUUCAAAUCGGUAUCGGAGGUCAAAGGAAAAAUAGGUUACUCAAAUGGCCAAUUCCUGACUCACCACUCCAUAAGGCCAGCGCUGAAGGGAAUCUGGACCGCGCGAAAGAGAUCAUGCAUGAGGAUUUAUUAAAUGCCAACUCUCGAGGGUCGUAUGGAUUGACACCAUUGAUGUUGGCAGCAUUGAAUGGGCACUACGAUGUCUUUGAAUAUCUCAAACAAGAAGGAGGUGAUAUGACACUAAAGGAUCGUGGCGGGGAUCACAUUCUCAGCAUGGCCUGUGUGGGGGGAAAUAUGGACAUAGUAAAGUAUGUAGUCUUACUUAAACCUACCCUUAUAAACAAAAAGAGAAUCGACGGAAGAACCGCAUUGAUGUGCGCUGCAUGUCAUGGGAAGAAAACCGUGUUUGAGUAUCUGCUGGAUGAAAAUGCUUUGUUAAUAGACAAUAAUGAUGGAGACAAUAUCCUUCAUUAUGCCUGCCAUGGAGGACACAUUGACAUUGUGAAACAUAUCAUCGAUGAGGCAAAGCUAAAUAUCAACACUAGAGACAUACUUGGAAGAACAGCAUUAAUGAUAGCAGCUACGUACGGACAUAAAGAUGUGUUUGAAUUACUUGUUGAGAAAGACAGUGACAUAUCACGCACAGAUAAGGAAGGAAACAAUAUACUCCAUAUGGCAUGCCGUGGAGGACAUGUGAAGAUGGUGGAGCAUGUCCUCUCACAGAAAUAUAUUGACAUCAACUGCCGAGGGCAGUAUGGGGGAACACCACUGAUGUUCGCAGCAUUUCAUGGACGCAGGGAGGUAUUUGACCUACUUAUGACGAAAGGAGCUAAUGCAACACUUGUUUGUAACAAGGGGAACAACCUCCUACACGUGGCUUGCAUUGGAGGAUACGUAAAAAUGGUGAAGCACAUCCUGCCAAAGGGCCUAGUGGACAUCGACAGCCAAGGACAGGAAGGGAGGACACCGCUAGUGUUGGCAGUACAGUGGGAACGAGGAGCAGUGUUUGACUUACUUGUGAGCGAACAAGCUUCCAUGGUUGCAAAACGCAAGCACCACAUGAAAUUGCGUGACAUCCUCGCGUCAAAAGACGGUGAAGUAUGACGAAUUACAUAACACGCCCACGAAUGUCCAGAACAUAUUAUUAGUGACGUUGGUAUGAAUAAAUAUGGAUGAAACUUGAUGUGUAAUUCAAAACAGUAAAGACAACACAGCGAAAAGAUUAGCUCCUCAUUAUGACAUUGAAGAAUCUUUUUGAUUUUGGGUACGCAAGAAACAUAUGAUCGUGUGUCCGAAUCCCCGUUCGCUCCAGUUCUAUUCCUAGGCUGGUCAGCACAUUCACGUGCUCGAGGAUUUCACCAAAGUGCUAACAGUCUGAGACAUGUGUCAUAGCGACCGAUUUGGGACAACCUUUGUCUGAAAUGAACAGUCAAUUACUAAGGUUCAUUACAUUACCCUGUAUAGUCCGUCAACCUAAUUUGUAGACACCGUUUUUCUCAAAAUAAAUCUAAUUAGUUCAAAUUCAUGUAAUAAUAUGUACACACAUCGAAAUAUUUCCCUGUGCCAACGUUUAAACUUUCUUAAACUCUUGUGAAAAAGCUCCGGGGUAGAAUAGGUCUUCAGGAAACCAUGCUUGCAAUAAAAGGCGCUAUGCUUGUCGUAAAAGCCGACUAACGGAAUCGGGUUCUCAGGCUCGCUGACUUGGUUGAUGCAGGUAAUCGAUCCCAAUUGCGUGAGAUUACACAACAAUUUGAAGCGUCAUCGGAGGUUUGACAUCUUGCUUGUACAUGUUUCACUAAUACUCCAACUUGAGGUACGAUUGUAUAAGGUGUCCAUCUGUAAAUAAGCACAUUUUUGGAAUUUUAUGUUUACUGUCUGGUGCUGACACUCGUUGGAAACAACUGUUUCUCAGUGUCGAUCUCGCAUGCAAUUUUCUCAUACCAAGCACUGACAACAUACAGGCUUAAUACAUGUCUGAUCUUAUUUUUCAUAUCCUUCUACUUCUAUUUCGUGUUAGUAAUAAUAUAGCUUACAUGUGCACGUGUCUGUGACAUUCGCACAGCGUGACUCUUCAGCGUUGUUGUUUCUUUAGUUAGUUCGUAUUUAUGCCUUAGUUAUUUGGGUUUGUGUCAAAAUUAUAAUAAUAUCGCCUGAGGUACUUGUCUUGCUAAACAGUCCUUUGUUACAGUAUGUUAUUAGGACUUGUGUGGGCAUCGUUUACUGCAAUACAUGAACGCUGAGUCGGGUUUACAUCUUUACAUGUUUGUCAACUGUGUGUUGUGUAAUGUUUGAUUUCAGAUGUUUGAAAUUUGGAAUUGUCUUUGAUUUCAGCUUUGACCACACCAACAGUGAUCGUAUUACAUAUUGAUUAUAUCUAAUAUUUAUCUUUUGUUAACACGAUUGUUAUAUUUGUUACAGAUUUGUGUGGUUACACAGUUUGCUUCAAAUGUAUUGUGUUUUUUAAAAGUUAUGAGAAAGGACAUAUUUGCCUUGUAGUUGUAGAUUCUUUCAUGCUACUUACUACACAGUUGUUACUUAUUUAUAACUUGCUUCUCAUUACUUAGAACUUUGAA